Molecule: messenger RNA, 2244 nt
Organism: Echinostoma caproni
Lineage: Eukaryota; Metazoa; Platyhelminthes; Trematoda; Plagiorchiida; Echinostomatidae
Source: the annotation of a GenBank genome assembly
AUGCUUUUUAAACAAAUUUUCUUUGCCAAUUACCUGCACCGUUCUGAUUUUUUAUUUCGUUUCUCAUCUCCGUGUCACAGUUCGAGUGAAUCUGAUCACGUGUCGGCGACCACGGAUUCCGAGGAGCCCUCAGUCACCAGUUCGACCGUGACCGACGACAUGCAAAAACAACCGAUAAUCCUGGCACCAAUCUCCCGUCCUCGACACUUCCUUUCAGCCCCCGCGAGGCGGAAGGAACCUCGAGUUCGUGCACGUAUUCCCUCUCCACGAACUGAUCCUCAACGCUCCGUCUCUCCGAACUCGUUGAAUUCACUGCCCUCCAAAUUCAGUGUGGUCCCGUCGAACGAAUCACACCCGAGGCCGUUGAACUCCACACAACAACAACAACCAGAUUGGUCCCCGGCGGUCCUCGAUUCCCUACCGUCUGUGCAUACGGGGUCGGGAACUAGUUCCGUAUUCUCUUCACCCGCACACCAAUCCUCAAUAGCCCAAUCCCGACUGGCUGCGAAACAGAAAUUUUGCCUCGAACCACCCAAACCGUUCACGAUCGAUCCGAAGCAGUUUGUCAGUUCACGUAAUCGGGAUCGUUGUGUCUCGGCCGAACUGUCCGACUGUUCAGAACAGUUGGAAUCGAUCAGUGAUCCGGACGUGCGACAAGCUUCCGUGGACGCGGUCGAGUCGCACACAAACACAGCAGUCACUGCUCGGCCGGAUAUUAUUGAGAUCUUUGAUGAUGCAUAUCCGCGGACUACAAACGGUUAUCAACCAGAUGGGGCCAGAAGUGAUCCGCCUGUUCGAUCCGUAUCUAAAGUUCCGAUUGAUGAUGAUGAUCCGCAGAACCACACAGACGAGUAUGUGCCUGACUGGCAAGAACGCAAACCUGGACGUCCCGGGCAGAAUGUUGUACCCGUGGCUCCGUUUGCCGCGCUCGACGAAUUCCCCGAUAUAGACUCUAUGUCUACACUCACCGAACGUUCAUCCACUGAGCAUCGAACAGAUUCCGAUCACCGACCCAUGGUUGUUAGAGAUCAGUCAGUACCGAUCGAAUUGCCCCCAAUCAUUGUGUCUGUUGUGCCUCCUCAUCCGCCACCGCCACCGCCUCGAAUUUCAGCUUCAAAUGUUACAGGAGACUACGACAAUGUGACAACUCCGUCCCGACAAACAGUAGUCCCUGCACCCAGCAUCCCAUGUCAUCGGAUAUCUGUAAAACCAAAACACGCUUUAUCCUCUGUUCCUUCUACCGAUUCCCAGGGUCGUCGCGUACACAGUGAAACUCGUCUUGCCCCGGCACGUUUCCCUGGCCGAGUUCGAUCUCGAGCCCAUAGUGCCAAAUCGAAUAUGACGGAAUCGGAUACGAGUGAAGAAACCAGUAGCGCAGAUUUGGACUCAGUUCUUAGCAUCCGUCCUUUGCCUGGUGCAUUUGCUCGAAUCACACCAAGGUCCGUACCUGACGUGAAUGUUCGUUUGAGCUCAUCGGUUGGUCAGGAAUCCCGUCCACCGAUUCCGAAUUCCCCGUCUACAUUCCGUUUGCGAUGUGCAGAUCGGAACAGACGAACUAUGGAACUCAAUCGGGAACUGGAGUCGUUAGAGAACACAAUGUGGCAACUGGAACAAGCCGGAGUGCAGGCAGAACGUGAACUAUAUUCAAUCGGUCCACGUCGGCACGGUGCCCCCGGUUCCCAUGCAACACCACCGUCAUCACCACUCGUGCAUGCUCAACUAUCCGCUCCUCACUCACAAUCUAGUCAAGAUAGACGUAUGCGGGCCCGUGCACGGACCUUGAAUUAUCAUGUGAGCCAUGUUGGUCUAUCACCAGGUGGCACAUCAUCUCAACACAGCCAAACUCAUCACCAUGGUGUAUCAGAACGCCGCUAUUUGUUACUAAAACGCCUGGCGUCUUUGCUUGCCACUAAAUCCAUGUUGCUUGAAUAUGCGUCCACAUUGACCGAGCGUCGGGAACAGCUACGACUUGCCAAUGAGCAAGAGGAACAGGUGGAUGAAGACCGGAACCGCUGUCUCUCAGAUCUCCUAUCCGAUCCGAGUUCGGUAUCCCGGUUGACUCGUUGUCUUAGUGAUCCCAGUCUGAGUCAGGUACAACUCAAUCAUCUGGCUGAGUUACAAGCUUCAAGUCAACCAGCGGAGACAGUUUCUCCAACUGAGGAGGGAUUCAGGUCAUCCGGUCUUGUUCACUGUGAACCCCCCGCUCGCGACUUACCGGUCGAUCACGUGACCGGAGAGUCUUGA